This is a messenger RNA of Gryllus bimaculatus (two-spotted cricket), 736 nucleotides long. The record is from the annotation of a GenBank genome assembly. NCBI's taxonomy places the organism in Eukaryota, Metazoa, Arthropoda, Insecta, Orthoptera, Gryllidae.
CUUUUAUUCUAUGUUUCUCUAUGUUCAAAAUAUAUGCAUUUGCAAGGAAUAUGCAAAGCUAUGUCAUGUGCAUUAAUGUAGAUGCCAGUAGAUGCCGUGUAAUGAAUGCUUGUGGAGUUUGUAAAUAAAGUAAUUAGCAUUUGUUUUUUAUUGAAGGAGCAUUUGAUUACCACUUUAAUUGAUUAUUGACUUAGAACCAAUAGUAUGAAAUAGCCAUGAACCGACCAAUGGAAUUGGAUAUUUGGGGAGGAGAUUGGGGUUUACCGUCUAUUGAUUUACACUGUUUGGAGGUUAUGGCUUAUGCCAAAUUUUCUGCUGUACCGCUACAGACACAUGUAACCAAUAAUCCAUUUUGUACUCCUAAUGGUUCGUUACCCGUUUUUAAACACGGAAAGAAAAAGAUAAAUGGAUUUUCUGAAAUAGCAACUUAUUUACGUGAAAAGAAUUUUAGUGCCGAUUUUGGGUUGACUCCAAAACAAUGUGCGGAAAGCGUGGCAUUUUCUCAUCUUUUAAGUGAGAGACUGCAUCCUGCAUUACAAUAUGUAUGGUGGGUAGAUCGCAAGAAUUAUUUAGAAUUGUCAAGGCCAUGGUAUGCCAAAUCUCUACCUUUUCCAUAUAAUUACUAUUACCCAGGAAGGUAUGAAAGGGAUGCUAAAAAAAUAAUGGAAACUCUAUAUGAAGUGUGUUGGGAUGAUCCUGUGGUUGAAACUGGGGUAAGUACCGAGGAAUAAUUCUA